UCAUCCCUUUCCCCAUCUCUUGUUCAGUAAAACCCUGAACCCAAAACCUGAAUUUUGAAACAAGAACACCGCCACAUAUUUUAUGAAUGGCCCUUCUUCUCAAUCUCAAGCCUAGUAUUACUUCGCUUAAACGCAUGGCCUCUCGUUUUAAUGCCCUUUCUCCUUCUUCUCUUAAUUACUUCCAUUCCCGUGCCCGCUCCCGCUCCACUCUCGCUCUAUCCUCUUCUAUCUCUCUCCCUACGCCCCCUUUCAUAUUUCUUACCACCGGUGAUGCAUUGAAAAAGGUCUCUAGCAACUAUCCACCAUGUCAUGCUGUGGUUCCGAGAGCAUUUAUGUCAUCAAGCGUCAGCAUCGAGGCUGUUCGUGAGAGUAAGGCCUCAAAAGAAUAUGGUUCGGAUCAGAUUCAGGUACUGGAAGGGUUAGACCCUGUAAGGAAGCGACCGGGCAUGUACAUUGGAAGCACUGGUUCUCGUGGCCUUCAUCAUUUGGUUUAUGAAAUCUUGGAUAAUGCUAUUGAUGAGGCACAAGCAGGAUUUGCUUCAAAGAUUGAUGUCAUUUUGCUUGCAGACAAUUCAGUGUGCAUCACUGACAAUGGACGAGGGAUCCCAACGGACAUGCAUCCAGCGACAAAAAAGUCUGCUUUGGAGACUGUCUUGACGGUUUUGCAUGCUGGUGGCAAGUUUGGUGGUGCCAGUAGUGGUUAUAGUGUGUCUGGUGGACUACAUGGUGUUGGUUUGUCGGUUGUCAAUGCAUUGUCUGAGGCCCUUGAAGUGACAGUAUGGCGUAAUGGUAAGGAGUAUAAGCAGAAAUAUUGUCGUGGGAAGCCUAUGGCAAAAUUGAUCUCUCGUGAGCUUCCGGCUGAUAUGAAGGACCAGCAAGGGACUCGUAUACAUUUUUGGCCGGACAAAGAAGUAUUUACAACAGAAAUUGAGUUUGACUACAACACAAUAUCUAGCAGAAUCAGGGAGCUUGCUUUUCUAAAUCCUGAGGUUACAAUUGCUCUUGAGAAACAGAAUGUGGAUACAGAGAAGACGCUGCAUAAUGUGUACAGCUAUGCUGGAGGAUUAAUUGAAUAUGUGAAAUGGCUUAAUACAGAUAAGAAAUCUUUGCAUGAAGUCGUGGGAUUCAGAAAAGAAAUAGAGGGAGUCUCAAUUGAUAUUGCACUUCAAUGGUGUUCGGAUUCUUAUUCAGAUACAUUAUUAGGAUAUGCUAACAGCAUUAGAACAGUUGACGGGGGUACUCACAUUGAUGGUGUCAAAGCUUCAUUAACUAGAACCUUGAACAAUCUUGCAAAGAAGUCUAAAGUCAUUAAGGAAAAAGAUAUUACUUUAAGUGGCGAACAUGUAAGAGAGGGCCUGACUUGUGUGAUUUCCGUGAAAGUUCCUAACCCAGAAUUUGAAGGACAAACAAAGACGAGAUUAGGAAACCCAGAGGUGAGGAAGAUUGUUGAUCAAUCUAUUGUAGAGUAUCUUACUGAGUACCUGGAGUUGCAUCCUGAUGUCCUUGAUGCUAUCCUGUCUAAGUCCCUCAAUGCUCUGAAGGCAGCAUUAGCGGCAAAGAGGGCCAGAGAACUGGUAAGACAAAAAAGUGUCUUAAAAUCAUCAUCCCUUCCCGGGAAGCUUGCUGAUUGUUCAGCUACUGAUCCUGCAGAAGCUGAGAUAUUCAUAGUCGAAGGAGAUUCAGCUGGUGGCAGUGCUAAACAAGGUCGUGACCGCCGAUUUCAGGCAGUGCUACCUCUACGAGGUAAAAUUUUGAACAUUGAACGCAAAGACGAAGCUUCCAUGUACAAAAAUGAGGAGAUUCAAAAUCUAAUUCUUGGUUUGGGACUUGGAGUAAAGGGUGAAGAUUUUCGGAAGGAUGCGCUCCGUUAUCACAAAAUUAUAAUAUUAACAGAUGCUGACGUAGAUGGUGCUCACAUAAGGACACUGCUAUUAACCUUCUUCUUUAGGUAUCAGAGAGCUUUGUUUGAUGAAGGUUGCAUCUACGUCGGUGUUCCUCCACUAUAUAAGGUUGAGAGGGGGAAGCAAGCACACUACUGUUAUGAUGAAACGGAACUCAGAAAACUGCAGAGCUCACUUCCUGCAAAUGCAUCAUACAACAUUCAGAGAUUCAAAGGUCUUGGGGAGAUGAUGCCUUUACAACUGUGGGAAACUACCUUGAAUCCCGAGACUAGACUUCUGAAGCAAUUAAGAGUAGAGGAUGUGGCAGAGGCCAAUGUUGUCUUUUCGUCUCUCAUGGGAUCUCGAGUUGAUUUCAGGAAAGAACUCAUUCAGAACUCAGCCAAUGCGGUCAAUCUUGGUCAUCUCGAUAUAUGAAUGCGAUGUCGCGGAUUUGUAGGGCAUUUCGACUGUGAGUGCAAUUUGGGGAUUUUGCAGCAAGGACGUUUGGAUGAUUUCAUCUCCAUUCCCUUUUUUUUCUUUGUAAAAUAUCAGCAAAAUAUCCCUACCAAAUUGAGGGUUUCAACAAAAUUACUUCUUGGCAUAUAAAUUGGUUGUACCUUUUAUUCAAUUGAUUGAAAAAGGUGCUGCAUUAUUAAUCUAAA
Salvia hispanica is the source of this 2542-nucleotide messenger RNA. Its product is annotated as DNA gyrase subunit B, chloroplastic/mitochondrial. Gene Ontology annotation, biological process: DNA topological change. NCBI's taxonomy places the organism in Eukaryota, Viridiplantae, Streptophyta, Magnoliopsida, Lamiales, Lamiaceae. Gene Ontology annotation, molecular function: DNA topoisomerase type II (double strand cut, ATP-hydrolyzing) activity; DNA binding; ATP binding. The record is from RefSeq and is a predicted model, not a curated record. Gene Ontology annotation, cellular component: chromosome.